Molecule: messenger RNA, 3575 nt
Organism: Cydia pomonella (codling moth)
Lineage: Eukaryota; Metazoa; Arthropoda; Insecta; Lepidoptera; Tortricidae
Exons: 1
Coding region: 138-3575 (1145 amino acids)
Biological process (GO): DNA integration
Molecular function (GO): zinc ion binding; nucleic acid binding
Source: RefSeq, a predicted model, not a curated record
UUGUCAUGUAUGCAAGUAUGUAAGACAGUAAUAAACCAGUUCUGAAGCAAGCCGGUCGUAUCAUUCGCUCCCAAACACUACAUUGGCUGACGAGUUGGGAUUUGUGAAGUUACCCGCGAGUUAAAAAAAAAAAAAAUAUGUCGUUUCUAGGCAAAUUAUCGGUUUUCGACCACAAAACGGGCGAUUGGUUGAUUUUUAAGGGGAAGUUAACAAAAUUCCUGCUUUUGAAUUCCAUCGAGGAUGACAAUAAAAGUGCAGUGCUGUUAACAUACUUUUCGGAUGAGUCGUACCGGCUGUUACGUAAUCUCGUAUAUCCAGAUGACAUUGAAAAGAAAACGUACAAAGAAUUGGUUGACGUACUCGAUAAGCAUUUUAAACCUAAGCAGUGCUCGUUCGUCGAGAAGGCAAAAUUCUACGGUGCUACAAGAAGUCCUGGUGAAACCCUAGGUGACUGGGCGGCGCGAUUAAGGGGUCUCGCAUGCUACUGCGAAUUCGGUUCCGCCUUAGAGAUGGUUCUGCUGGACCGUUUCGUCCUCGGGUUGGGCAUGGGCCACGAAAGGGACAAGUUAUUUGAGCAAGAUUGUAAAAGUUUGACCUUCGCAAAGGCACUGGAAAUUGCGGAGAAGGCUGAGUGCGCACGCGAGGCAAAAAAGGUGGAUACAUCUGGCGCUGAUGUGACAGUGAAGCAGGAGCCGGUGUUUCGGGUAGGCAGCGACGGGAGGUCGAGCGACGGGCCCGACCGCCGCGCGCCCGGCCGCGCAACCUCGGGCUCCAGUUCGAAAUAUCAGCGCGAUAGCGAUGUUCCUCGUUGUUUCGUAUGUGGAAUGAAAAAUCAUAAUAGUGAUAAGUGUCGCUAUAAAAGUUUGCGUUGCCAGAAGUGUGGUGAAAAAGGGCAUUUAAAGAAAGUGUGUAAAGUUCGGGUUAAUUGUGUGGAAACUCAAGGACAAGAUUCGGAUACUACAUGUCAAGACUGUAAGGAAUGUGAACUCUUUAAUCUAAGGUAUGAAAAUUAUGCUCCUAUUAUUUUGCGUGUAAACAUAAAUAAUAAAGAAGUUAGUAUGGAACUCGAUUCCGGUUCUGGGCUUUCUGUAAUUUCAAAAAAAAUGUAUAUGGCUCAAUUUUCAAAACAACCUCUAAUUAAGACAUAUAUAAAAUUAUGUGUGUAUAAUGGACACAAAAUCACGCCCUUGGGUUAUUUUACAGUUGAUAUUAGCUAUAAAGGUAUUAUAAAUCAGAUUAACAUUUACGUUGUUGAGAACGGAGGGCCACCGCUUUUAGGUCGUGAUUUUAUGUUCAAAUUUGGAUUUGAAUUGCGUCCAAUACAGACAAAUAAGCUGUCGGUGCAUAAUGAUGAAACCGAUAUGAAAAAUUUGAUUAAUGAGUAUGCCGAAUUAUGGGAGGAUGGUUUAGGCACAUUCAAUAAAUUUAAAAUAAAGUUAAGUCUUAAGGAAAAUACCGAACCUAAGUUUUUUAAAGCCCGAACUGUACCUUUUGCUAUAAAAAGUAAAGUAGAAGAAGAAAUUGAACGGUUAGUCAAGUUAGGUAUUUUGGUACCGGUAAAUGUUUCAAACUACGCUACGCCUAUAGUUCCCGUUUUAAAAUCAAACGGUAAAGUGCGUAUAGCAGGAGAUUAUUCGGUAACCUUGAAUAAGGACAUGCAUGUGGAUAGGUAUCCAAUGCCGCGAAUUGAGGAAGUUUUCGCGAAAAUAGGAGGAGGCCAAUCUUAUACUAAGAUUGAUCUUAGUGACGCAUACAACCAGUUUCCUAUCGAGGAUAAAUCUCAGGAGCUUACUACCAUAAAUACGUCAAGGGGGCUAUUUAAGUACACCCGCCUCGUCUAUGGUUUGGCCAAUGCGCCGGCCAUUUUCCAAAGGACGAUGGAGACGUUGUUAGCCGGUAUCGAAGGCGUGUCCUGUUGGAUUGACGAUGUUUGCGUCACAGGUAGUACUAGGGAACAACACAUGUCUAGAUUGCGUGAGGUACUUCAUAGACUACGGGACGCUGGCCUACGGCUAAAAAAAGACAAAUGCGAAUUUUUCCGCCCAAGUGUUACAUACCUAGGUUACGUCAUCGACAGGCAUGGCAUUAGAACGUGUCCUAAAAAGACAGAAGCAAUUUUAGGGGCACCUACCCCUAAAAAUGUAAUGGAUGUACAAAGGUUCCUGGGAGCUAUAAAUUACUAUCGUAAUUUUAUUCCUAGCGCCGCAUCCACACUGAGUCCGUUGCACGAGUUGCUUCGUAAAGACGUUCCCUGGGUAUGGAAUGAUAGGCACGAAAAUUCCUUUAAAACGAUAAAGCGAGAACUAGCUUCUGAUAGGGUACUGACUCAUUUUGAUCCCGCUGCACGUCUGGUACUCACAGUUGACGCGGGCCCCGGGGGCCUCGGCGCUUGGCUAGCGCAAGGCGACGAGGGUCAAGAGAGACCGCUCGCAUUUGCCUCAAGGUCUUUAUCUGCGAGUGAAAAAAACUAUAGCCAGAUCAAUAAAGAGGCCGCGGCAAUAGUGUUCGGUGUUAGGCAUUUCCACCAAUACCUAUAUGGUCGUGACAUACCUUUUGUUCUUAGGACUGACCAUCAACCCUUGUUAGCCAUAUUUGGAAAAAAAAAUGGGAUUCCCAUUAUGGCGGCUUCGCGGUUACAGCGAUAUGCAAUUUUCCUGUCCGCAUACAAUUAUAAAAUCCAAUAUAUAACAAGUGAAAAGAAUGCCAUAGCGGACUACUUUUCAAGGUCACCCAUUGACACAGAUAGCGAACAGGACAUUUGCACGGGCGGAUCAUAUCUUAAUUUCAUUACAGACAGUACACUGCCCGUUCUGUUCGAUGAUAUUAAGGAGGCUACAUUGAAAGAUAAGGUACUGCGGACGGUAUCUAAAUACAUUCGUUUCGGAUGGCCACGUAAGAUAAAGUGUAAAAAUAUUUUACCAUAUUAUAAUUGUAAAAAUGAUUUGGACGUGGAGGACGGCUGUGUUUUACGCGGACAUAGGAUUGUUAUCCCACAAAUAUAUCGGGAACAAUUGAUUAGGGAGUUACAUAAGGGUCAUUUCGGCGUAGUAAAAACUAAAAAUUUAGCACGGAGUAAGUUUUGGUUCCCGGGUAUCGAUUCGGAAAUCGAACGCAUGGUUCUCUCAUGUAGUACGUGCAGCGCACUACGCGCCGCGCCCGCGCGCGCAGAGUUCCGCCCCUGGCCGCGUGCGUCUGGUCCGUGGGAGCGCAUACACAUCGAUUACGCUCAAUAUGAUCAGAAAGUAUUUCUUAUUGUAGUAGAUAGCUAUAGUAAGUGGGUAGAAUGCAUAUAUAUGAAUGAUUUAUCCACCAAGACACUAGUUAGUAAAUUAGCCAUGUUAUUCUACGUGUUUGGGUAUCCGUUAUUAAUUGUAUCGGAUAACGAUCCAAAGAUUAGUAACGAGGAAUUUAAAAAGUUCUGUCGGUCUAAUGGCAUAAAACAUCUAACUUCUCCUAUCUAUCAUGCUUGCAGCAACGGCCAAGCCGAGAUAUAUGUAAAAUUGUGUAAGAAGAUGUUAAAAUGCAUAUUACAAAAAAAUUCAAAUUCGUCGAUCGUGGAAAUAAACCAGUUCUGA